ACUAAUAUGUCUAUCUAUAUCAUUCUACUCCACAUUUUCAAGACGUGCAAGUAGAAACAAGUGGUAGUGUUUUCAAGCUUUCAUCUACAUAAACAUGGCUGAUCCAGCAACUCUCAUAGCUAGUUGGAUCACACCCUCUUCCCUCUUCAUCCUCGUCAACCUCGUCAUCGGAACCAUCGCAAUCACCUCUCGCCUCACCGCACAAAAAACUCAGAACGACCAACCCCAACUCCAUCGUUCACCCUCUCUGCUUGACCGAGUCAGGUCCUUCAAUCUCCGCCAUUACGAACCAUCUCAGCCCGAGAACGAGUCCGAGUCCGCUCAGCCUCAACUCGUUCGCACACCCUCCUUGUUACUAGAGCGAGUCACCUCGUUUAAAUUUUCCCUCUUCCAAACUCAACCUGCACUUGCAGUUGCAGAAACAGAGCACGUCCAACCCGAACCUGAAAACUCACGCCCCGACCCGGUUGUGUCGACACGUGUUCGGCCUCCUUCGGUGUUAGAGCGGGUUCGAUCCAUGAGCUUCUCGCGCCUCUACAGAUCAGAAUCGAUGCAUCGAGAGGGGGUGGAUCCGGGUCCGGACACGGGCCAUGUGGAUAUGAAGAAAUCGGCGAGUGAGAGGGUGGUUUCUGGGACGUGCGAGAGGAAAGAGGAGGAAGUAGCGGUGGAGCGGCGGAGGCCGGCGACGGCGAUUGGGAAGGGUGAGACGACGUCGUGGGGAGAAGAUGAAGAGGUGGAUGCGAGAGCUGAUGACUUCAUCAACAGGUUUAAGAAGCAGCUGAAGUUGCAGAGGAUGGACUCUAUUCUCCGUUACAGGGAGAUGCUCAGAGGAAACUGAAAGGAGAGACUCUUCUUCCCUUUCGAAGAAAUUAGCGUUCAUGGUGAAGAAUGGUUGUUGUACCAUAAAGUAAAAAUUGUCAUGGUUAAUUUGCUGUUGUUGUUUAUGUUCAUGCUUUAAAUAAUAUUAGUAUUAGAUUACAUGA
Messenger RNA from Lotus japonicus, 983 nucleotides. RefSeq names its product pathogen-associated molecular patterns-induced protein A70-like. The record is from RefSeq and is a predicted model, not a curated record. The coding region runs from base 95 to 838 and encodes 247 amino acids. The transcript has a single exon. Lineage: Eukaryota; Viridiplantae; Streptophyta; Magnoliopsida; Fabales; Fabaceae.